Messenger RNA from Anopheles gambiae (African malaria mosquito), 3511 nucleotides. RefSeq names its product hexosaminidase D. The record is from RefSeq and is a predicted model, not a curated record. Gene Ontology annotation, molecular function: hexosaminidase activity. Lineage: Eukaryota; Metazoa; Arthropoda; Insecta; Diptera; Culicidae. The coding region runs from base 1090 to 3207 and encodes 705 amino acids. The transcript is spliced from 5 exons. Gene Ontology annotation, biological process: carbohydrate metabolic process.
AAGCAAUACACCUGUAUCUAAGAAUUUCCAAAUAGUGAAAGCCAUAGAUCUAACGUUCAAAGUAAUAGAAUCUGGCUAGGCUGUUUUACCGACACGUGGACUCACAGUGAUGCACUAAAUACUUUACAGCGCCAUUGGUGCAUUAUUUAUGGUGCAUAUUACUUUGUAGUUCCGGUUCCUCUUUUACAUUACGCUAGUUAACCAAUACAUUCAACCAAAUCCAGCUUGAUCGCCAUUGGCCGUAGAACUCCGCGGCGCUGCACUUUGUUGCAGCUUUUUUUUGAAAAUUAUGGUGCUAACUGCCUUUAAAACACUGGAUGUAGGUCACCAGGAAUCCAUUAGCUAUUGAUUUCGUUCACACCUGUAGGUACAAACAAAUCAUGGCACAGUGGCACGGGGGUCCCAGACACAAUGCACCGUUCCGUGAUGCAUGAAUGAUAUUUUUUAAACUGACUGACAUCACGCAAGUCCCUAGUGAGCCGUAUAUGUUGUCAUCGGAAGAAUUACCUAGACGACACAGUUUGCCAUGCCUUUUUGCCCUCGGAACACACGUUAGUGUCGGUGUGUGUAGUGUAUAGUGUGCCGUGACCAGACCAGACAACCAGUAGUUGAACACACUUUGCCACGAUGGCAUCGGACAGUGUACCUGUGCCGACUCGGGAACCCUCGCCAGAAGUGGAAGAACAUUUCGUGUCUCGUUCCGUCGCCGUACUGUUCGUGUCGCAGCGUGGUUUACAGUUGAGAAAGUUUCACUCCCUACUACCAUCCGGGGGUGGUGCCACCUACACGAUACAGUUUUGCGAUUUGGAACGCUGGUCUCCACAUCUAAAGAUGGCCUCCGUGGGGCUUACGCCCGACUAUUGCUCCAGCACGGAUACCACCGACUCGUCCGGAAGCAAUCUGCAAGGCCAGUACGCCAAUGUGGUACGCUUUGUCGAUUCAUCGACAUCGGCGGAUGGUGACAAACGGGACACAAAGCAACAGGGCUGAAUGGAGCAUCAUGGAGCGGCUUUAAAACGUGUUCUACAGAUUUAAAAAAUAAACCAACCCCUCCCAGCCAUCACCUACAACCAACAAAACACGCCCGAAAUGCAUUCCCGCCUGCUGAUAGUUUGCUGGCGGCGCAAACUUUUCUUUCUCGGCGCUUCGCUGCUUUUCCUGCUGGCACUGUGGUUUUGGGGCUUCCUGUACACUACACACAUUACCGAGGACGGUGGUAAGAUCGUGUCGGUAAGAGAGCUGAUGCUCGGCAGCGCACACGGCGGUCGGCACGAGAGUUUGCUGCAGCGAUUGGGUUUCCACGAGCGACACGACCCUGCCCUGGACGGUGGCAGCAAUGGAGUGGAGCCGCAUGGUGCAGCACACGGUGAGCAAGGAUCGGUUCAGCUUGAGGGCGAUGAGGGAGGCGUUAAGUUUGUUAAACCGACACCGGGUGGAUUGCGAUCCGCAAAGGUUCGCCACACCAACGAUUGGGAUGCAAUUAUGCAGGAUCGAACGGAUGAAGGGAAACAGAUCAAUCAACAACCAAGUGGCAAAGGGCAACCAUCACGUCACAUCUCAGACGAAAUGCGCAUGGCCGCCGAGCGACAGAGCCAUUACGAGCACGAGCUGAAGCGGAUGGGCGUCCCGGUGAUUGCCGGCCUAGGCCCAGGCGGAAGACCUCCACCGGCCCAACGGUUGGUGCAUUUCGAUCUGAAGGGAGCGCCACCGAAAGUGUCCUACCUGCGACGACUGAUGCCGAUCCUGAAAACGCUCGGUGCGACGGGCAUUCUGCUAGAGUACGAAGACAUGUUUCCUUACGGUGGCUCGUUGCUUCCACUGGCAGCACGGAAUGCGUACAACAGGGACGAGAUAUUGGAGCUGCUCAAAAGCGCGUUCGCACUGGGUCUAACCGUCAUCCCGCUGGUGCAAACCUUUGGCCAUCUCGAGUACGCGCUGAAGCUUAAAGAGUUUGCCCACCUGCGUGAGACGGAGGAUUCGCCGCAAGCCCUUUGCCCGAGCUACAACGCUUCGAUGGCAUUCGUGGAGGAACUGUUGACGCAAGUCAUCGAGUACCAUAUGCCGGCCGAGAAUGGGAAUCUACUGCACAAGGAAGAUAUUGAACGAUCGACCCCGAAGCUAACCCACAUUCACAUCGGCUGCGACGAGGUUUACCGCCUGGCUGAGUGUCCACGCUGCCGCCACCGGCUGAAGGAUCAACUGUUUCUCGAUCACGUGUACAACGUGGCCACGAUCGUGCGCCGUCGAUGGCCCCAUCUGCGCGUCAUCGUCUGGGACGAUAUGCUGCGACAUAUGGCGCUUGAUGCACUGCAAGCCUCCGGCAUUGGAAAACUGGUCGAGCCGAUGAUCUGGGUGUAUGCGGAAGACAUCUACAAGUUUGUACAGUCGGCCACGUGGGAGAAGUACGCAGCGGUAUUCCGUACGGCCUGGGCUGCGUCCGCCUUCAAAGGAGCCCAUGGCGAGGGAUUGCUGAUGCCACCGAUCAGGCGCCAUCUGGAAAACACACUCCGAUGGCUGGCAGUGAUGCAGGGCGAGGGCAAUCGGUUCAGUCACGGACUGCAGGGACUAGCCUUGACCGGCUGGCAGCGGUACGAUCACUUUGCCGUUCUUUGCGAGCUGCUUCCGGCGGCCCUGCCCAGCCUAGCGAUCUGCCUUUCAACAGCGGCGAAAGGAUACUUUGACGUGAGCGCACGCACCAACCCUAUACUCAGCAGCCUAACGUGCCCGGAGCCGACGGGGGAGCAUCAUGCCUGGUUGGAGCUGCACAGGGACUCGAUGAUGGUGAUGUUUUCGCGCUGCAUGUUCCCUGGCAGCAUGAUCUAUCGGUUCAUACUACGCCUGGCGACACUAACGACCGAAACCGAGGAGUACACCGAUGCGAUCCGGCAGAGGCGCGGAUGGCUGACGGACUACAAUAUUCGGCACAAUUUUAGCAGCGCAGCACGGGUCGACGAUUUGCUUGGCGAGAACUACCGCCUGCUCAACGCCGUCUCGAACCUUGCACGAACGGCUGCCUCCACACUGACGGAGGUGUACGAUCACUGGACAUAUGGUGAAUUCAUAGAGCAGCGAAUUUUUCCAAUGCUAGAGGAGCUGAAGCGGUUGGAACGUGCCGGUGAGGGGCUGAAGAAACGACGCGUCUGGCCACAGCGUCCGCUGCCCUAUCUAAAGCCGUUUGAAGUGCUUGGAAUCGACGAGAAAACCUAGCUAGCCGAGUAUGUUAAAAUUUCCCUCCAUUGAUGAUCAAAUUAAGGAAAAAGCACAAGAUUUUAAACCCAGCACUCUCGGUUCGCAGUUUCGGGCCUGUUUUUGUAUACGAUUCAUGUCUUUCUCCACAAAAGUUGGGUGCUAAAGUCAACCCAACAGAUUUGUCACCCAACACGACUGACAGAGAAAGAGUGUAUGUGUGUGCGCUAGUUAAGAGAUAAGUGAUUUAGUUAAUAGACAUUUUGGAAUAGUGUGUAGAUGAAAGUGUAGCUUAAAGAAGCUCGAAAUAGAAACACGAAACGUA